AAUUAAAUUUUUGCAUUCAUGAAUGGUUAUUAUUACAUGUCAUUGAAUGCGACAAGUAAUCGGGUGAGCUUUCAUGGUAAAAGGUUUCAAUUGUUAGAAUAGGUGAACCUCCACCAGAAGCAAAAAAUAAAAAAAAGCAAUUUAAAAUGUCACUCAAUCUAGCCCUUCUUUUGGGCUUCCUAUCAGCCACAGCAAUCUGCACGCCAGUAGAUGAUUAUGUGGAAAGUUUUAUCAAGGGCAUCGGAGAAAUGGAAAAAAUUGCAGAAACCUACAAAUACGAACAAGAAAACUUUAUUCCCGAACACUACAAUGUCACAGAUCAUAAGGAGUACGACUUUAUUAUCGUGGGUUCAGGACCCUCAGGAUCAGCCUUAGCUAACAGACUAUCAGAAGUCCCAGAAUGGAAGAUUCUAUUGUUGGAAGCAGGUUAUGUGGAGUCGCCCAUAUCCCAAGUUCCCGCUAUGUCAAAAUAUUUACAAACUACGCCUUACGAUUGGAGCUACACUACCACCGAACAAAAGAAGGCUUGUUUAGGAAUGGAAGAUCACAAAUGCUCUCUGAAAAAAGGUAAAUGUCUAGGAGGAACUACAUCCGUCGAUGAAAUGUUAUACACCAGAGGAAAUCAAAAAGAUUAUGACAAGUGGGCAGACCUUGAUCUGAAAGGAUGGUGCUGGGACGACAUGUUUCCUUAUUUCAAAAAAAUCGAAGACGCGCAUAUUCCAGAAUUAGAUAGAAAAGUCCAUAAUUUAGGUGGACACGUUCAUUUAGAACACUUCAGACACUCAACCCCACUAGGCAAACAUAUCCUUGAAGGAGGCCAUGAAUUGGGCAUCAAAACAGUUGACUACAACGGCAAGGACCAACUAGGAUUAGCCCUUCCUCAAGCGACUACAAAAGACGGUCGAAGAAAUAGCGUGGCUCAAUCCUAUUUAGGACACGCCAUCAAGAGACACAAUCUCGAAAUCCGAUCUGCUUCUAGAGUCAUCCAGGUUUUGAUCAGUCCUCAUACCAAAGAAGCAAACGGUGUUAAGUUUGUACAGGAUGGACAUUUGUAUGUUGCUAAGGCCAACAAGGAGGUUAUAUUGGCUGCUGGAGCUGUGAAUACGCCCCAAAUUAUGAUGCUCUCAGGUAUUGGACCCAAAGAAGACCUCGAAGCACUAAAAAUUGAACCCGUGUGCAAUCUAAAAGUAGGACAUAACCUAAAAGAUCAGGUUAGCUUUAUUGGAUUAAACUUCGUCUUUAACGAAACAUCUAAACAUCCAGAAAAACGGGAAAUGGUUGAAGAAUUACUGAAACAUGGUUCAGGACCUUUAACUACUCCAGGAAUUGAAGCCGUUGGAUUCAUAAAGACAGAAGUUUCCAAAGAUAAAUUGGAAUAUCCUGAUAUUGAAUUCUUGGUUAGGAAAGACCUUCAUCACACAGAUCAACAAACCCAAAAAGCCCUCCGCAUCAAAAAAGAAAUCCAUGAAGCAAUGUCCACAAAAGAUCAUGACAACUUUAACAUCGAAGUAACUCUGCUCCAUCCCAAAUCGACUGGUCAACUAAAACUCCAUGAUACCGAUCCUCUUCACCAUCCUUUGAUCAAUACCAACUCACUAACUGAUCCAGACGACUCAGAUCUGGAAACCUUGUUGGCUGGUAUUAAGAAAGCUUUGAAAUUGGUCGAUACUCAUUCCGUACAGAAAUUGGGAGUUCAUUUGAAUGCGAAGAAGGUUCCUGGGUGCGACCAACACGACGAUGAUUAUUGGAAAUGUGCCAUACGCCAUCUGUCGGUUAAUAAAGGGCAUAUUACUGGCACAGCUAGGAUGGGUACUGAACACGAUAAGGAAGCGGUUGUCGAUGAACAUCUUCGAGUAUUGGGUGUACAUAAAUUGAGAGUGGCUGAUUCUAGUGUCAUUCCAGUCACCAUUUCUGGGAAUUUGGUGGGACCUUCAAUUGUGAUUGGAGAGAGAGCAGCUCAUUUGAUUAAAGAAGACUGGAAAUAAGUAUUACAUUUGUGUUUCUUUUUUUUUGUAAAUAUUGAUAUUAUUGUAUAAAAGAAUAUUUUUAUAAAUAAAGAUAUUUAAACCGA
Psylliodes chrysocephalus is the source of this 2071-nucleotide messenger RNA. The record is from the annotation of a GenBank genome assembly. Lineage: Eukaryota; Metazoa; Arthropoda; Insecta; Coleoptera; Chrysomelidae.